UCACUUUCAUGUACAGCUCACUUUCUUGGCCUCCUUCCUUUCCAGCUCGGUUUGCUAACUCAUGGUCUCCUCCUCCUACUCAUCAUCAUCGUCUUCUUGCCCAACUCCAUAUCUCUGCAUGGCUCCAUCCAUGCCUCUCUUCCAUGGCGCCUAUGUAUAGCUAGCCCUCUUUAGUCAUCGUACAUACACACCUUGCAAGUAGCAGCAAGUACACGAUGCAGGACCUGUUCUCUGUGCCGUCCUGCUUCUCCUCCGGCGAGAAGUUGCCGGACAUCCCGAGCUCCGGCACGGCGGCGACAAGGUCGGGGCAGAGCGCGGUGACGCUGGUCUACCGCGCGGAGAUCUCCGGCCACAGCCGGCUGGUCACCGUGACGUGGUGCAGGAACCUGCUCACGCACGGCCUCUCGGUGUCGAUCGAAGGGUCAGCGGGCAACGGCAAGGACAAGAUCGGCAGGGAGUACGGCGAGGCGGCGGACGGCGCCGGCGCCGGCGGCAAGAGCUGCAGCGCCUGCAAGGUGGAGAUGCAGCCGUGGCACUUCUGGCGCAAGUACGGCGCGAAGCAGUUCCAGGUGGACGGCAACGCCAUCGACGUGGUCUGGGACCUCAGGAGCGCCAGGUUCUCCGAUGAGCCGGAGCCGCUGUCCGACUACUACGUCGCGGUGGUCUCCGGCGAGGAGGUGGUCCUCCUCCUCGGCAACCUCAAGAAGGACGCGUUCCGGCGCACGGGCUCCCGGCCGUCGCUGCAGGACGCCGUGCUGGUGUGCAAGAAGGAGCACGUCUUCAGCAAGAAGAGGUUCCUCACCAAGGCCAGGUUCCACGACAAGGGCAAGCCGCACGACAUCAGCAUAGAGUGCAGCAGCAGCAACCUCACCGGCGGCAUGGACGUCGACAUGGUGAUCAAGAUCGACGGCUGCGUGAGCGUUCUCGUCAGGCACCUCCAGUGGAAGUUCAGGGGCAACGAGUGCAUCUCCAUCAACAAGCUCAAGGUGCAGGUGUACUGGGACGCCCACGACUGGCUCUUCGGCACAGGGAUGAGGCAUGCCCUGUUCAUCUUCAAGCCCGAGCCGCCGUCACCGGAGACGAGCUCUGAAUUCAACGCCGAUGGAUAUUCAGAUUUCUGCCUGUUUCUGUACGCAUGGAAGGUUGAAUGAGCCUGCAUUUGUUACUGCAAUACGGCAGAGUUCUUGCCAUGCUAUGAACUGAUAAAUUCAGAUCAUGUAAUGGAUUGGAAGAAAGAAGAAAGAAAAGGAAGAAAUUAAUGAGGCCAUUUUGUGUUUCCUCUCCCAUGGGAGGGUGUUGGGCACAUGGAAGAUUGCAUUGGAGGGGCACAGGAUAGUCCUGGGAGUAGGAACAGGCUGGUCCUGAUAGAGAAAACAUGGGGGGUGGUGACAGGUAGGAUUCACAAUGGCACUGCCUUUCCCAAUCAUGCAUUCAUGCUUAUUUAUCCAGAGAAACUCCAGCUAAGGGCUGGUGGCUGGUCCCUCCUA
Messenger RNA from Oryza brachyantha (malo sina), 1487 nucleotides. RefSeq lists its product as uncharacterized. The coding region runs from base 216 to 1151 and encodes 311 amino acids. The record is from RefSeq and is a predicted model, not a curated record. Lineage: Eukaryota; Viridiplantae; Streptophyta; Magnoliopsida; Poales; Poaceae. The transcript has a single exon.